Messenger RNA from Dendrobium catenatum, 1832 nucleotides. Its product is annotated as bZIP transcription factor TRAB1-like. Gene Ontology annotation, cellular component: nucleus. Gene Ontology annotation, molecular function: DNA-binding transcription factor activity. The coding region runs from base 246 to 1469 and encodes 407 amino acids. The record is from RefSeq and is a predicted model, not a curated record. Lineage: Eukaryota; Viridiplantae; Streptophyta; Magnoliopsida; Asparagales; Orchidaceae. The transcript has 4 exons. Gene Ontology annotation, biological process: positive regulation of DNA-templated transcription.
UCUCUUUAAUCUCGCAUAGAUUUUAUAAUGUUUUCAGUUUUCACACUGUUAAAUUUCGGCAUAUAACGUGACGAUCUUUGCAAUCUCCACUUUGAUUGUUGGCUGGAUUUUGAUCAGAGCAUACUGUUAGGGUUUAGUUUGCGAUCCGGACAAGAUCUCGUUGUGCGUUGAUGCUUACAGGAAGGGGGAGAUUAUCGGUGCGAGCAUCAAAUCUGUGAGAAUUUGGGCGGAAGACACGCAACAAUAUGAACUUCAGGGGCAUCGGAGUAGACGGCAUGGACGUCCGGCAGGAGCCGGACGGGGCGGCGGCACAGCCGCUGACGCGGCAAUCGUCGAUCUAUUCACUAACCUUUGACGAGUUUCAGAGCACGAUGGGUGGUGUCGGGAAGGAGUUUGGGUCGAUGAACAUGGAGGAGUUCCUGAAGAACAUCUGGACAGCCGAAGAGAGCCAGGCCGUGGCCUCUGCUCUUGGCGCCCCCCCUGAUGGAGGUUUAGGCUUACAAUCUGGGCUCCAGCGUCAGGGAUCGCUUACGCUUCCGAGAACACUCAGCCAGAAGACCGUUGACGAAGUGUGGCGAGAUCUCACCCCCGGAAGCGCUGGCGGAGUGGGUGGAUCCAACUUCCAGCAGCAGCAGCGGCAGCCGACCAUUGGAGAGAUGACCCUCGAGGAGUUCCUUGUACGAGCUGGGGUGGUGAGAGAGGAGAUCAACCAUUCGGUUUCGGGACCUGCUAUUAAUAGCACAGGAAUUCCUGACGGCAGCAGUGCCAAUAUUACUAAUAGCGUCUUUUACGGGGAUUCUUUGGCUUCUGGAAAUAAUAACUCCGGUCUCUCACUAUGUUUUUCUCAGGCAGGACGCAAUAAUGCGAACAUCAUGACGAGCUCCAUUCCGGGCAAUGAUAACGCUAAUCUCGCUAUGUCCGCCAAGGGUGCGAGGACAUACGCCCCACAGUUGCCAUUGGGCAGUAAUAUGAACUCUCAGGGGAUGAGAGGUGGAGGAUUCCUUGGUAUUGGGGAUACGGUUGUCAACAAUGGGAUGAUCCCUGGGAUGGUCGGCUUAGGUGGAGUAGGGGCCAACGUUGUCACGUCAAUAUCGCCGGCGAACCAGAUUCCUCCCGACGGCCUUACAAAUGUGAAUGGUGAUCUUUCUUCUUUAUCUCCCGUGCCUUACCUUUUCAAUGGGGACUUGAGGGGGAAGAAGCGCAGUGGAGCUGUGGAAAAGGUUGUGGAGAGGAGGCAGAGGAGAAUGAUAAAGAACAGAGAAUCAGCAGCGAGGUCUCGGGCCAGAAAGCAGGCUUACACGAUGGAGCUGGAAGCUGAAGUAGCUAAAUUUAAAGAGCAAAACCAGGAAUUGCAAAAGAAGCAGGCUUUGAUCAUGGAGAUGGAGAAAAAUCGGGCCUUGGAGGCGCUUAAUCAGCAGGAAGAGACUAAGAAGUUAUGCUUGAGGAGGACACAAACAGGUCCCUGGUAGAAGUAACUGGGUAAGUGAAAAACUAACAUGGAUAAUCUCAUUCUACCUUGUAAAUUUCUACAAGUAAACGUGAAUCCUUCUAUAAAUUAGGGAUCAAGAGUGCAGUGUUGUAGAUUAAGUUUGUUUGCCUUCGUCUUAAUUUUGUCCUUUGUUGCUGCUGCUUCAUUUCCUGAUUUGAAGCUGUAGCAGUUCAUCUGCUGCUUUAGUUCCCUAUUAUUUGAACUUGCAAUAAGGUCAGGUUGGGGAAAUGCAUGAAUUUUUCAAUGUAGAUCAUCUUUGAGUACAUCUGGAUUUUUGUCCAUCUCCAUCAAUUCUCUAGUGUAUAAAUUUGUUUAUUGCUGUGAUUGAUGCAUCAGUUUCUUA